AAUCAUCAAAUUUCCGAUGUGAUUUUUUCUGGUCGAUGAUGGUGGCCAUUUGAUAUUUAUCAAAUUUUGAAUGUUAUUUCGUUUUUUUUCAUAUUGUUGUUGUUAAUAAUUUGUUUGUUUUUUAAUCGUCGGUCACUUGAUAUUUUCGCCUAAAUAAACGUUUCGGUCAUUUCAACAAUAUCAGCAAAUUACAAUCAGUGUUUUUUUCUUUUCUUUUUUUUCCUAGUCACCAUUAUUGUUGACUUGUGAUAAUGUGAAUACGGAUAUCUCACUUACAUCAUCAUCACCAUCAUAAUCGUUGUUGACGCCCAUCAUAAUAAUGAUGUUGAUGGCCGAUGAAAUCUGAUAUUAUAACACACAUACAAUUCACAUACGCCACCCACAUAAUCAUAUAUUCUCUCAGCAAUCCAAUCAGUAGCAUGGAUACGAAAUAACUUUGAUUGAACUAUAUAUAAUAAUCGAAUGGAAUUUUGAUUGAACACGAUAGAUUGGGAAAAGUGAUUCAACUUUCAAUAAAUUUUUGUGUUGCGCAUUUUAAUCCUGCAAAAUAAAAACAGCACCGAAUUUAGCCAUUUAAAUUGAUCAUUUCAACGAAUUGAUCAACAGAUUCAGAGCAUAUAAUAAUUAAAAAUUACGAAAAUAUACCUAAAUAUCAAUCAUGUCGCAUAUUCAUAGAUUAGCAUCAUCAACAAUAAAUACGAUACAAACAUUUGUAAAUAAUAAUCAUCCACAUGCUAAUCAUCAUUUAUCACAACAUCAUCAUUAUGAUGAUGUCGGUAUAACCGGUGUUAGCGGUCACCAUCAUCAUCAUCAUCAUCCAAAUAUUCAUCAUCAUCAAACUCAUCCACACAUCAGCAAUGUUGAUCCAAAUAUUUCGGCUACCGAAUUUCAAUCAAAUCAAUGGAUGUAUACAUUAAUGGAUUCAUCACGUGUAUCAACAUUUUUAAUACCAAUGUUAUUGAUUGUUUAUGGUAGUUUUCGAUCAUUAAAUAUGGAACAGGAAGCUAAACAAAAAGAAAAGGAGAAAGAAAAAGAUGGUUUAUUACCAUCAUCAUCGUCAUCGGGUGAUAAUAACAAUGUUCAAACAUUGGAUACAAUGCAAGCAUUAUGUCUUCCAUUGGGAGCAUCCAUUUCAUUAUUAGUGAUGUUUUUCUUUUUUGAUUCAAUGCAAAUGUUAUUUGCAAUUUGUACGGCAAUCAUUGCAGCCAUCGCAUUAGCAUUUCUAUUAUUGCCAAUGUGUCAAUAUAUAAUGAAACCUUGUACGGAAAAGAAAAAGAUCUCGUUAGGAAUGUGUGGCCGUUUUACACCGGCUGAACUAGUCUCAUUUUCAUUAUCAGUUACGAUUGUUUGUAUCUGGGUUUUAACUGGCCAUUGGUUACUUAUGGAUGCAAUGGGUAUGGGUCUUUGUGUUGCAUUCAUUGCAUUUGUUCGUUUACCUAGCCUAAAAGUGUCAACAUUAUUAUUGACCGGUUUGCUCAUCUACGAUGUAUUUUGGGUAUUUUUCUCAUCAUAUAUAUUCAGUUCAAAUGUUAUGGUUCGAGUUGCAACAAAAACAGCCGAAAAUCCUGUUAAUUUUGUUUCGAAACGGUUUCAUUUGAACAGCGGAAGAGAUGUACCAAAAUUAUCGUUACCUGGAAAGCUAAUAUUUCCAUCAUUACAGAAUAGUGGACAUUUUUCUAUGCUUGGUCUUGGUGAUAUUGUUAUGCCCGGUUUAUUACUUUGUUUUGUAUUACGUUAUGAUGCAUAUAAACGCACAUUAUUAAAUUCAGCUGAUGCCGGUGUACCACCGCCAAAACAUUUGAAUCGUUUUACAUAUUUUCAUUGUUCAUUGAUUGGCUAUUUUUUCGGUUUGUUAACGGCGACUGUAUCAUCAGAAGUUUUCAAGGCAGCUCAACCAGCUUUAUUAUAUCUUGUACCAUUCACACUAUUACCAUUACUAACAAUGGCCUAUCUAAAAGGAGAUUUACGACGAAUGUGGAGUGAACCAUUUAUUACGACAAGUUUGCCCAAAAAUCUUGAUGUAUAAUAUCUCAAUUUAAUUUAGAUUUAUGAAGAAACAAUUUUAUCCCGGUCAAUUUUGAAAAAAAAGAUAUUAGAAAUGAAUGAAAAU
Dermatophagoides pteronyssinus (European house dust mite) is the source of this 2110-nucleotide messenger RNA. RefSeq names its product signal peptide peptidase-like protein (gene SppL). The record is from RefSeq and is a predicted model, not a curated record. Gene Ontology annotation, biological process: membrane protein proteolysis. Lineage: Eukaryota; Metazoa; Arthropoda; Arachnida; Sarcoptiformes; Pyroglyphidae. Gene Ontology annotation, cellular component: Golgi-associated vesicle membrane; lumenal side of endoplasmic reticulum membrane; cytoplasmic side of endoplasmic reticulum membrane. Gene Ontology annotation, molecular function: aspartic endopeptidase activity, intramembrane cleaving.